AAGAUCGUUUUAUCUACCACACUGGGUCUAGCCUUGGGGAAACUGCUUGGACCUUGUGAAAGGGAAAUGAUACUGCCGUGAGAGAAAUACCAAACACUAAAACUAAACCCAAGUCUAUGCUCCGUAUUUAGAAAAAAUCUCAGCUGUCAAAAAUAGUCUCCAGAUCUGCAGAAAGUUCCCAAAAAUCUGUCAGGAUAAAUGAUAAUUACAUGAUUUGGCCCAUGAAUGAGCUCGCCAUUAAUGCUGGCAGUACCAGAAAAUGUCCAGUCACAAAUCGAACUGAUGCAUUGGCGACUUCGAAAUGCUAAAAAGAGAUUUAAAAAAAAGGAUCAGUCAUAGUAAUACUGCUACAUAUUAAAUAUUUGAACAUCGUUUAAACAUCAAUUCCUAGAAAAAAAAAAUGGAUGUACUCAAAUAUGAAUAAAGAAUAUUGGUAUUUUUAUAGCAAUGUAUUCAGAGUCAGUUUGUUACUACGGAAUCACAUGUGAUGUCAUCAAUUUGACAUUCCACACACGAGCCUGGGCUGGGCAACGGAAACAACAAGAAAUGGAGCUGGGGAGAUGAACACCUGUGUAACAACCAAAGAAUUUCAAUAGUUAAAGAAAUGAGUCAAACAUCUCUGAAACAGAAAAAGAAGAAUGAGUCUGGAACGAAAUACUCAAGAGAAAGUCUAGAAUCAGAGAAAAGACGGGAGUCUGACAAAUCAGGAGCUCGUGUGAGAACUCAGAUGAGGCAUGCAGUCAUUCCGAAUCACUGGCUGAGAUGUUGCCCCAUGCGUUGUCACCUGGCGUGUAGACACUGCCUUAGGGCACCUGAGGGAACAGUCCUUCCUGGCCCCUGCCGCACAAUACGUAUUUAUAUUCACAUGUGCCUGUUGUGGGAACAGGGCCAGCAGAUCACCAUGAUCAGGGGAUCACAAGAAUUAUCAUUGCCGAAGACAGAUUCUCGAGGGUACCUCGUGCGAAACCAGUGGUCGGGAACUUCACGAAGCCCAUCCGUCAGAGCCCCAUCCGUAGAGGAGCCCAGAAGCAAGAGUGCCAGUCUUAAGGUAGAGAUCCCCACAAGCUCCACAAGCUCCCAGGUGUCAUCCACCUCCCAGAGCCAGCAGGAGUCCACGCAGGAGCUGUCCCUACAGGCCUCCCCACCCACGCCACCCGUGGCUCACACGCCCCCAGUGUUUCUAGACCCUCCGAGCCCUCCCACAACCCCCGAUUCCCAGUCUCAGACUCAGUCUCAGCCUCAGUCCCAGUUCCAGUCCAGGCGGAGCACCAAGAUGCAGGAGAGUCACGAAGCCUGGACGCACGGCGUUGUGCGGGAUUUCCGGGACACGCGGGACUCCAGGGACUCCCGGGACCUGCGGGAAUUCCGGGACAUGCGCGAUGCCCGGGACAUGCAGCAGCGGGAAUAUCCUCGCACGCCCCCCAGUGAAUGGAAGUCCUAUGGCCAGCGCAGGACCACCUACUCCUCCCAGCCGGACCGUGACUUCGCGCCCGACCUAUCCCGGCAGCGGGAGGAAGACAACGACGACGAGGAAGCCUACUGGUCCUCCGUGAAGACACUGUAUGAGAAGACUCCGGGCUGCUCGCGCCCCCGGCCGCCGAAACCCAAGCAUGCCAUCACCAUCGCUGUGUCAUCCCAGGCUCUCUUCAACAUGAUGGACGGCAAGAAAAUCUAUGAGGAAGAGGGCCUGGAAAAGUACAUGGAGUAUCAGGUCACCAACGAGAACGUCAUCCUGACCCCUGGGCCCGCGUUCCGCUUCAUCAAGGCCCUGCAGCAUGUCAAUACAAGACUGCACGACCUGUAUCCGGAUGAACAGGACUUAUUUGAUAUUGUACUGAUGACUAAUAACCAUGCCCAAGUGGGAGUGCGGCUUAUAAACAGCGUCAAUCACUACGGCUUACUAAUUGACCGCUUCUGUCUGACUGGUGGGAAAAGCCCCGUUGGCUAUUUGAAGUCCUAUCUUACCAACUUGUAUCUUUCCUCUGAUGCUGAAAAAGUACAGGAGGCAAUAAAAGAAGGGAUCGCCGCUGCAACAAUGUUUGAUGGAGCCAAAGACAUCUCUUACUGUGAAACACAGCUCCGCGUGGCUUUCGAUGGGGACUCCGUCCUCUUCUGUGAGGAGUCCGAACACAUUACCAAGGACCGAGGGCUGGACAAAUACUUUCAACACGACCCAGUAUUUGACAAUAAGUCUCUGGCUCAGGGUUCCUUGAAAAGCUUUCUGGAAGAUUUAGGCAGACUGCAAAAGAAGUUCUAUGCCAAAGACCAACGGUUAUGUUGCCCUAUCAGGACCUACCUGGUCACGGCCAGGAGUGCAGCCAGCUCAGGUGCUCGAGUGCUGAAAACCCUUCGCCGGUGGGGUCUAGAGAUAGAUGAAGCCCUUUUCCUUGCUGGAGCCCCCAAAAAUCCUAUCUUGGUGAAAAUACGGCCCCAUAUCUUCUUUGAUGACCACAUGUUCCACAUAGAAGGGGCACAGAAAUUUGGCACCAUCACAUCUCAUGUACCGUAUGGCAUUAAUCAGAAAUUGAACAACUAGAGAUGGGGUGGAGCAAUAAAGCAGUGA
Messenger RNA from Phyllostomus discolor (pale spear-nosed bat), 2563 nucleotides. RefSeq names its product 5'-nucleotidase, cytosolic IB (gene NT5C1B). NCBI's taxonomy places the organism in Eukaryota, Metazoa, Chordata, Mammalia, Chiroptera, Phyllostomidae. Gene Ontology annotation, molecular function: nucleotide binding; 5'-nucleotidase activity; magnesium ion binding. Gene Ontology annotation, biological process: nucleotide metabolic process; adenosine metabolic process. Bases 605 to 2536 code for a protein of 643 amino acids. Gene Ontology annotation, cellular component: cytosol; cytoplasm. The transcript is spliced from 10 exons. The record is from RefSeq and is a predicted model, not a curated record.